This is a messenger RNA of Gallus gallus (chicken), 2254 nucleotides long. RefSeq names its product EGF like domain multiple 6 (gene EGFL6). Lineage: Eukaryota; Metazoa; Chordata; Aves; Galliformes; Phasianidae. Gene Ontology annotation, molecular function: calcium ion binding. The record is from RefSeq and is marked validated. Bases 58 to 1689 code for a protein of 543 amino acids. Gene Ontology annotation, cellular component: membrane. The transcript is spliced from 12 exons.
AGCGCUAGCAGAGCCUCCGCCUGCCGCGUCUGCCGUCUCACCGGCCGCGGCCGGGCCAUGGUGCCGGCGCCCGGGGGCGCCCUGCUCGCCGCCUUCCUCGCCGCCGCGCUGGCCACCGCGGGCAGCUCAAGAGCUCGUGGGCAGCUGGUGACUGUGAGCCAGCCAGGGGUGUGUCGCUAUGGUUCUAGGCUGGAUUGCUGUUACGGCUGGAAAAAGAACAACAAGGGCCGCUGUGAAGCUAUCUGUGGACAUGGCUGCAAGUAUGGAGAAUGCAUGGGACCAAACAAAUGCAAAUGUUACCCUGGAUUUACAGGAAAAACCUGUAAUCAAGAUCUGAAUGAAUGUGGACUGAAACCACGUCCCUGUGAACACAGAUGCAUGAAUACACAUGGCAGCUACAAGUGCUAUUGUCUCAACGGCUACAUGCUCAUGCCAGAUGGCACAUGUGCAAGCUCUAGGACAUGUGCCAUUGCGAAUUGCCAGUACGGAUGUGAGGAAGUCAAAGAGGAGGUACAGUGUCUUUGUCCAUCAGUUGGCCUCCAUUUGGGACCAAAUGGAAGGACAUGCAUUGAUAUUGAUGAAUGCUCCACUGGCAGAGCUGUCUGCUCUUUCAAUCGCAGAUGUGUCAACACAUUUGGAAGCUACUACUGCAAGUGCCAGCUUGGUUAUGAGCUGAAAUACAUCAGUGGCCAUUAUGACUGCGUAGAUGUAAAUGAAUGUGUGACAACCGCACACAGGUGUAACCUCCACGCAGAGUGCCUCAACACAGAGGGUUCCUUCAAAUGCAAAUGUAAUCAGGGCUACCAAGGAAAUGGAUUUGAUUGUGCUGCUAUUCCAGAAAAAUCAGUGAAGGAAAUUCCAAGAAUCCCUGGAACAGCUAAGGACACAAUUAAGAAACUCCUUGCACAUAAAAACAGCGUGACAAAGCAUAAAGCAAUCAAGAAUGUGAUCCCAGAAGCAGCCAUGACGCCGGCUUCUAAGACCCACUUGCAGUCACUGGACUAUGAAGGCGGUUUUGAUCUUGGUGGGAGUUACACUGUGGGAGAGAAAAAAACUGAAGUUACCAUAGAAGAGGAAGUCGAUGAGACAGAUGAGGAAGAGAAGGAAGAUUAUGAGAAUCAGGUUGACCAUGAGCAAAGCCUUAGAGGAGAUGUCUUCUUUCCCCAGGGUAAAGAAGCAGCUGCCUUUGGCCCUCUCCUGGCACAAAGAAAAGUUUCGGUGACAAGACAAGAGCAUGAAGUUGACUGCAGUUUCAGUCGAGGAGUCUGUGACUGGAAACAAGACACUAGUGAUGACUUUGACUGGAAUCCUGCUGAUCGAGACAGAGGUGAUGGGUACUACAUGGCUGUUCCAGCCUUUGUGGGUCAAAAGAAGGAUAUGGGCCGCCUAAAACUUCUCCUGAGCGACCUCAAACCAAAGAGCACCUACUGCUUGAUUUUCAGUUAUCGGCUCGCUGGCGAAAGAGUGGGAAAACUUCGAGUGUUCAUGGCCAACAAAAAAACUGCUCCUGUCUGGGAGCAGGACAAAGGAAAAGAUGAGAGGUGGAGAACUGGAAAAGUAGAAAUAUUGCAGGGGACUGAAACAACUAACAGCAUCACCUUUGAAUCAGAACGUGGGAAAGGCAAAACUGGAGAAAUUGGAGUGGACAAUGUUAUACUAGUUCCUGGUCUGUGCCCAGAAGACACCUGAGGAUGGAUAUUUGAGCAUACUGGAUUUAACUCUGUUUUUAAUACUUGCCUUACUAGUAGUGUAUUUUUAAUCUUUUCAUUAUAAAAAAACAUGAAAACGUAAAUUUAAAAACUGUGCCUUGAACUUAGUGCAGCAGUGCAAACAGGGACUGACAUGUGCAAGAUGCAGAGCACGCUUUUUUAUGAGUUAGAUCUAAUACAUGCUUUGAAUGGAACACUACUGUAUUUCAUCAUUCCAGGUCAGGGUUUCUGAGGCAUUAAAAUCUUUGUCUAGCUUUUUUACAAAUUCUGUAUGCUUUCAUUCCUUAAAGCUCUUUUCAAGGCUAUUCUUAAGUCUUCUAUUGCAUUUCUACUUCACAAGAACAUAAAGCAGUAUUUAAGAGGAUGCUACUACUUCUCGUGAUGUAAUUUUAACUUCCUACUUAGUAUGUAGAUAUUAAUUUUAUUCGGAAAAAAAGAAAAAAAGAAGAAUGAGGAGGUUUUUUCCCGUCUUGACGGAGCUGAAUAUUAAGUGGAGUCAUAUCUUUGGGGAAUAUUUUAAUUGCUAAUAAAAUAUGCAAAAUAUC